UUGUACUCAAGUUUCUAACCUCUAGAUUUCAUUUAAUGUUAUAUUAAAACUGAAAAUUUGUAAUUUUUUAAAAUUAAAAUAUAAAUAGUUAAUGUUUUAUUUAUCUUUUAUUAUCAAUGAAUGCAAACGAUUUCCCAGAUUCAGAUGAAGAAUAUGAUCUAGUUCCAACUGAAGUUUAUAAAAAUUCUAAAAAUGUAAUCGAUACUCAAUCCCAAAACAAAGUUUCUCAAUCGAAUACAUUUACUCAAUCUCAAUUAACUCAAACUAAAUCAAUUGUUAAUGGCAAAGGACGAACUUUGACUUCAAAAGCAGACGAUUUCCCAAACUUCGAUGAAGAAUUGGAUCUCAUUGAAACUAAUGUUAUUAAAACUAAUAGCUCAUUAGAAUUAAAGAAUACUGUUGAAAAUACUCGUAAACGAACUGCUGAUGAGUUUUAUAGAGAUGUUUCAAAUUUGUUUGAAGAAUGUAGAAAUAAUCGAUUUGAUGAUGAUUUUGAGUAUGAAGAUCGACGAGAUAAAAGACCUCGAUGGGAUCAACCUGAAUUACUAAUUGCAGCAAUACGAAACAAGAGAAUAGAAAUACAAAAUAAAUUUGAAAAUGAUCAUGAUGAUGUUCCUCGUAUAUUUCAUUCAUCUCGACCUGAUAAAAAAGAAAAUUCCAUAACUUUGCGUAUCCCAUCUUGGAAUUUUGUUCCUUUGACACGAUAUAGGGAUUCUCAAAGAUUGUAUGUUAGGCUUCGGCCAGAACCUAAAGUAAAUCCAAUUAAAAUAACGUCAGCUUCAGGUUUAUUGUCAACAAGUUAUGAAAAAUUAAAAAAAGAAGCUGAUCAAAUAUUAUUAGAAAAAGCUAAAUAUGACGAUCUUACGAUUAUUUCUAAUGAAAAAACAAAGAUUGAAGAUAAGUUAUGGGUUGAUAAGUAUCGACCUCAAAAAUAUCUGGAGCUUUUAACUGAGGAAACCGUCAAUUUAGAUUUUUUGCGAUGGAUGAAAUCAUGGGAUAAAGUUGUAUUCAAUCGGGAGCCUAAAAGAAAUAAACAUGUAUCUGUUAAGGCUUCAAAUCAACCUAAAAAGAUGGGUUUCGGCCCGAAUAAAUUCAAAUCCAAUCAAAAUAAUUGGAAUGCCAAAAAUACUAAAAUUGAUUUUGUAGAUAAUCAAGGUCUUCCUGUAUUUAGAGUUGCAUUACUUAGUGGUCCACCAGGUCUAGGUAAAACAACUUUGGCUCAUUUAGUAGCAAGGCAUGCAGGCUACAAUGUUGUUGAAAUAAAUGCGAGUGAUGAUCGUAGUCCGGAAGCAUUUCGACAAGCACUUUUAUCAUCCACCCAAAUGAAAUCAAUGAUUGGUGCUGAUCCAAGACCAAAUUGUCUUGUGUUAGAUGAGAUUGACGGUGCUCCGGCAGCAUCGAUCGAAUUAUUAUUAAAAUUUAUCCAAGGAAAAUUAGUUACUAAAGGAAAAAAAGCUAAACCAGGGAAACAUGAGGAAUGUAAAAGGCCCAUUGUAUGCAUUUGUAAUGAAUUAUAUUCAGCAGCUUUAAGGCCUUUGAGAUCAAUGGCAUAUGUGAUUAAUGUACCUAAAAUUGAUCCUUCAAGUUUGGCAGAUCGAUUAUUAACUAUUGCGCGAAAAGAAAGAAUUAAUAUUAGUCAUGGAGCACUUCUUCAAUUAGCUGAACGAUGCGGCUGUGAUGUACGAUCUUGUUUGAAUUCUUUACAGUAUAUGCGUGAAGAUUGUCAAAAAUCCAAUACAAGCCUUGGAACGAAAGAUACAAAAAAAGGUUUAUUUGAAUUUUGGAGAGACAUAUUACAAAUUCCAGUAAAUAAAACUGGGCCCUUGACAAUGCGUGAAAGAGCUCAAAUGAUCAUAAAAUCAGCUUCCAGUAAUAAUUCUGAAAGAAUUGUACAAGGUAUUUUCGAAAAUUAUCCAAAUAAUUGUCAGGAUAAAAUGAGCAAGAUAUCUAAAUCGAUAGCAUGGUUUCCAUUCUAUGAUGAAAUUUCAACACAUGUUAUGACAAAAAACAAUUGGCAAAUUAUGCCUUACACAAAUUAUGCAUUUGUAUCAUGGCAUUUUGGACUUGCCACUUCGAAAAAUCCAAAAUUAAAUUUUCCGUAUACAAUGGCUGAGGUCAAUCAAAAGUUAGCAAAAAAUCGAGCUUUGAUAACAACUACACAACGUUCUUAUGGUUCUGAUAUUCAAGUGAUUACUUUGGAUAUAGCUCCUCUGUUGUUUGAGCUGUUAACGCCAAAACUUCGUCCAGUGGCUAGCAAUUUAUUUUCUACAAGAGAGAAAAUGGAUUUAGAACGAUUAUUGAAUGUCAUGUUAGACUUGGGACUUAGUUAUGUGCAAGAAAAGAAAGAAGAUGGGAGUAUGAGUUAUGAACUUGAGCCUAAUUUAUACGAAAUCGGUAUUUUUCCGGAUUGUAAAAACCGUAAAAAUCUCUCUUAUACUAUCAAACAAGUAAUAGCUCAAGAAUUGGAAAUUGCUCGGCUUAAACGAGCAACAGCAGUGACUACUGCAAGUAGUACCACAAACACUACAGAAGAAAAAAAAUCAAUGAAUAAAAAUGAUGCUCAGCCUUCACAAAAUACUGAUAAAAGUUUUCGUCCUAAUCAUAUUGAUGACAUGGCACGUGUUAUUUCUCCACAAACAUUUAAAGAAAAAAAAUACAAAGAUUUUUUUAAGAACUUUAAAUUAUCAAAACCAAUUGAUGAAUCGUUACCAAAUCCUUCAUCCGAACAUCAAGAACAUAAAACUGUAUCCAAUAAUGGUGUAUGGUUUAAAUAUAAAGAAGGAUAUAGUAAUGCGGUUCGUCGAGCUGUAAGAAUAAAAGACAUUUUAUAAUUCUAUUUACUUUUAUGAUGUAAGAUUAUAAAAGGGUAAAGUUAUAUUUUUCAAAUAUUAUAAUCAUUUAAUCUUAGUGUCAAAUAUAAUUUUUAUUUUUACUGAUA
Molecule: messenger RNA, 2938 nt
Organism: Chelonus insularis
Lineage: Eukaryota; Metazoa; Arthropoda; Insecta; Hymenoptera; Braconidae
Gene: cutlet
Product: chromosome transmission fidelity protein 18 homolog
Exons: 11
Coding region: 117-2831 (904 amino acids)
Molecular function (GO): ATP binding; ATP hydrolysis activity
Source: RefSeq, a predicted model, not a curated record